Maniola jurtina (meadow brown) is the source of this 973-nucleotide messenger RNA. RefSeq names its product 26S proteasome non-ATPase regulatory subunit 8 (gene Rpn12). The transcript is spliced from 5 exons. The coding region runs from base 103 to 909 and encodes 268 amino acids. Gene Ontology annotation, cellular component: proteasome regulatory particle, lid subcomplex; nucleus; proteasome regulatory particle. The record is from RefSeq and is a predicted model, not a curated record. Lineage: Eukaryota; Metazoa; Arthropoda; Insecta; Lepidoptera; Nymphalidae. Gene Ontology annotation, biological process: proteasome-mediated ubiquitin-dependent protein catabolic process.
AUAGUUUGUCUAUGAUCAAAAUAAAGGCGAAAAGGCAAGUGUUAUCGCGUUUGCAAAUAAAAUAAAUUUGUGUACUUUCAUAAUUAAAACACAUAAAAUAAUAUGACUUCGGUUAAAGACGUUGCUACGCUCUAUCAAAAUCUCAAAACUGAAUGGGCAAAGAAACCACGCAAGCUCGAAAAAUGCGGCGAACUUUUGAACAAAAUCAAGAUCGCACUAACACAGUUAACCUUUUUACCAAGUAACAAUACGGUUGCCAACCAGAAGGAAUUGAUAUUAGCGCGCGAUGUGCUAGAAAUUGGUGCCCAGUGGGCCGUGGCUACCAAAGAUAUGAAGGCUUUCGAGAGAUAUAUGUCCCAGUUGAAAUGUUAUUAUUUUGAUUACAAAGACCACCUUCCAGAAUCAGCCUUCAUGUACCAACUGCUGGGCUUAAACCUACUCUUCCUGCUAUCUCAGAAUAGAGUAGCUGAGUUCCACACAGAGCUUGAACGUCUGUCCGUUGAUGUGAUCAGAGUGGAUCCCUAUGUGAGGCAUCCUUUAGCUUUGGAACAGUAUCUCAUGGAGGGAAGUUAUAACAAGAUUUUCUUGGCCAAGGAUAAUGUGCCAGCAGAGAGCUACACCCUGUUCAUGGAUACCCUGCUAGACACAGUGCGAGGGGAAAUAGCAGCAUGUAUUGAGAAGGCAUACAACUGUAUAUCGUGCAACGAGGCUGCCCGCAGACUCAACCUGCCUUCGCAGCAGGCUGUGCUGGAAUAUGGCAAAAAGCGCAACUGGACGUUGGGCGCAGACAACUGCUACCACUUCUCAGCCUCCGAGGAAACCAACGCGUCGGCCGCCGACGUCUUCCCCUCGCUAGAAUUGGCCGAGCAGACCAUAGAAUACGCUAGACAUCUUGAGAUGAUUGUGUAGAUUGUAGUCUUAAUUUAAAUAUUGUAUUACUAAAUAAAGCAUUUUGAAAUAAAUAUUAUGAAGU